Oncorhynchus mykiss (rainbow trout) is the source of this 3319-nucleotide messenger RNA. Its product is annotated as vesicle-associated membrane protein 1. Lineage: Eukaryota; Metazoa; Chordata; Actinopteri; Salmoniformes; Salmonidae. The record is from RefSeq and is a predicted model, not a curated record. Gene Ontology annotation, biological process: vesicle-mediated transport. Gene Ontology annotation, cellular component: membrane.
GAGAGCGUAGUCUAUAACUGGGGGGUAGUGAGAAGCCUAGUCAUCCGGGUAGAGAAAGGAGCACUUACAAGCCGGAGCGCGUGAGGGGGUAGCAGAGUCAAGUCAACAUUCUAUACCAAGCAAUGUACCGCAGUGUCGUCCUGCCGCCCUAUCCGACACACAGAGAAAACUGCAGUACUGCAAAGUGUGGAGAGAGAGAGAGGGGAGCACAAGAAAGAGGGGGUUGGGAAAGAGGUACCGCACCAUCGUUAUGAGUCCAACUGGAGAGAGAGAGAGAGGGGAAGGGGAGCGACGCAUUAUUGCAGUAUAGUGCCAUCACACACACACACAAACGAAACUAGUGCACAAACCGACACACAGAUACGCUUCCACACACUCGCCGGGAGAGGGGGAACAACGGUGGUGUUAGAUAAUUCUGAAACUAGACCACGGGAAAAUAGUGAAAUUAUAUAAUUGGGUAAUGUAAAGGAAAGUGAAAUCAGUUGUGUUUAGCUUUUGAAGGGGAACGUGCAAAUUGGUGUGAUUUUGAGCAUCUCGACUCAGCAUCUUUGGAGUAUCACGACUUCUCUUGCAUAGAUUUAUUAUUUAAAGAAAUUCGCCAAGCAUCCUUGGAUUUAUCCCUUAUGGAUUUUACGAACUGAAAUUGAGAAUCUGUGCAUUAUUCACUUUCAACCUCUUAUUCCGCUGCCUUUCUUCGAGCGAAUUAUUACCCGACGCUUGCCUGGGUAUUGCGGUACUUUGGUGAUGACUUGCGGUGCUAAAGCAUUGCUUUGAGGUUACUGCAUCAGCUUCUGCAUUCGUUUGUUAUUAACGCAUCAUUUUAAUCAGUCGAGUCUCUGAGGUUCUGGACAUCUUUGGACGACAGCAGAGAUUUUUCCCAUUGCUUUUUUGUGAUUUCGCUUUUUUAUUUUUUACUUCAGACCCUUCCCCCUUUCGUCUCUCGCGCUCUCUCUCUCGCCCCCACCGCUCACUGACAGUGAGUCAGUUCCAAGCAGCUGCAUAGAAGAUGUCUGCCCCAGAUGCUGCUCCCCCAGCUGGACCUCCCGGAGCCCCAGGGGCCCCAGGAGCAGACGGAGCCCCAGGUGGAGGGCCCCCACCCCCUCCUCCCAACACCUCCAGCAACCGCAGGCUACAACAGACACAAGCCCAAGUGGAGGAGGUGGUGGAUAUUAUGCGGGUGAAUGUGGACAAGGUUCUGGAGAGGGACCAGAAGCUGUCGGAGCUGGAUGACAGAGCGGAUGCUCUCCAGGCCGGGGCCUCCCAGUUCGAGAGCUGUGCAGCCAAACUCAAGAGCAAAUACUGGUGGAAAAACGCAAAGAUGAUGAUCAUUAUGGGUAUCAUUGGAGUUCUUGUGGUCGGAGUCCUUUUCUUGUACUUCUUCUAUUGAGUAAUCCCACCGUGGCAGGACACAGGCAUGAGAGCGGAAUAGGAGAGAAGAAGAAAACAAAUCGACACAAAUCCAAACUCCAGUCCCGCCCCCUUUUCCUCCACACCAGGUCUUCCAUCUAGCACUUAAACAUGACGCUAGUGUGUAGAUGUUGUUGCUCUCUUUUCUCUUUGUCCUCCUGCCCUUCCCUUCUCUUUGAUCCAUCUUUCUUCCUCUGUGUUGGCGUGCUGUCUCACUCACUCUCUCCUGCCUCUGCGUCUCAUACAUUAUUGAAGUGUGCAGUAGGGAAAGAGAGAGAGAGAGAUAGAGAGAGAAAGCAGGAAGAAGUGAAAGAGAGAGAGAGAGAGAGAAAGCAGGAAGAAGUGAAAGAGAGAGAGCAUGGAGAAAGAGAGAGUGAGUGCAAUGAAAGAGCGCAGCAGUUCUUUCUAUCCGCCAAAGCUUGUUCGUGUUACCUUUUGGAGAGCAUACCACAUUUGUAAAUUGAUACUGACAUACAGUACCUAACAACCCCUCCUGAUCCCGUACCUCAUACCACUACCAUUAUAAACACUACUUACUAAUACAAGGUCAUGUUUAAGAGUAUGAUCAUUUUGUCAUGUGUGUGUGUGUGUGUGUGUACUUGUGAUCCAAAUCAGUGUAGCCAGUAGCUUUUUCCAGGGUUAGUUGAUGUAGGCCUUGACGGGCAUUCCUGCCUUUUCCUUUACCUCCCUCUUCCUCUCACUCGCUGACUGUGGUGUUUAAGAGAGAGAUAGAGAGAAUAAGAAAAGCCAGGAAGGAUACUGGAAAAGGCAGAAACCACUUUUGGGACACUGACUUUUAGUAUAUCUUUAUUCUUGUACCACAGACAGACAGACGGACAGUUAGCUAGAUUGACAUUGACAGACAGAAACAGACCGUCUGUACCUACAUAGAGUAUUCUUUCAGGAGUGCAGACAAAAGUCUAUACAGCAUUAACUCUCAACACACCUAAAGGCAGGUCUGUGUAAUAACACUGCAUAGUACAUUUUUGAUUGAUUAGUGAGCAGCUUUACUGUGUUGUGGUUGUGUUCAGACACUCUUGUACGUUCUAGUAGAGAGGGUACAGGGUUAGGGAGGAAUGGUUCAAUAGACUGUCCCUUAUCUGGAGAGGACAUAACCAAAUAACCCCCCAAAUAACCCACUUCCUGCACAUCAAACCAACAAAAACACACACUGUUAUCUACAGUAGACUUUAGGCUGUUACCUACAGUAUCCAAUAAGCCCAAUGGAAGUAGUGUUUGUGUCUUACUUGACUUGCAUGGCAGACGAUGUCCAUAGUUUUGCCUAUUUGUGUGACCUAUGUAUCUGCCAUUUCUGAAACUUAACUGCCGAUUGUACAUUUAUUUUGUUUGGUUUAGUGGUUUUCAGGACCUGUGUAUAGGCUACUGUAUCUAUGCGCUCAAUUAGUAACUCAUGAGUAUGCAAUGCAAUGAAGCUCAAGAGUUUGCCAAAUUUUUGUUGCUCACCUGCUUUCAAAAUAACUAAUACACAACCAGAGAACAAUGGUUGCUACAGUAGUAUUCUGACGGGGAAAAAACGAAAACCAUAGUAGCGUACAAGUAGUACCAUAAAGUACUUCAUCUUUGCCAGACUAUUGCUCCUGAAAAUGUGUUUUUUAGUAGGUUUAUAUUUUACUUUUGGUGUUGGAUAUUCCAGAAAAUAUAAUUUUCCUCUCAAUGGUUGAUUAAGAGGGACUGUUUGACACAUUGUAAAAAAAAAAUAUGAAAAAUAUUAGCUAUGUGUAAAUUGCAUUUAUGAAUGAAAAUAGUGGUGAUUCCUCAAAACAAUGAUCUAAUAAUAUGAUUAGGUAAAUAAAUGAUACAACAUGAUAAUACUGGGAGAGAUACAACUGGAUCGUGAGAAUUCUUUCAACGCAUGCUAACCACUUGAUGCUAAUAAAGAAAAUCAUCAACA